AUGAAACAGAUGUAUCAGAGGUCUUCUGGAACUUUUGCAACUCCUACUCAAAGUCUUAGACUAAGAAACUCGCAAUCAGCAGGUGGUAAUGCAGCCUUCUCACAUAGUAGUAGGCCUAGGAGUUCUGUGUCUGGAGCAGGGGAGCUAUCAAAUCCUUCAAAAAAAAGACAUGCUGAUGAGCCCACUAGGUCCAUUGACCAUUCUGCUCAAGAUUCAGGACGGGGUCUUAGUGCAGUUACUUCUUCAGGGUCCUUAGAGCAUUCCCAAGAAAAAAAAUCAAAGAAGAAAAAUAAAAAGUGGGGCUAA
Messenger RNA from Ilex paraguariensis (yerba mate), 306 nucleotides. NCBI's taxonomy places the organism in Eukaryota, Viridiplantae, Streptophyta, Magnoliopsida, Aquifoliales, Aquifoliaceae. The record is from the annotation of a GenBank genome assembly.